AGACGAUAUGAAAAUGAGGGGGCGUGUAUUUGUUUCACAUCUCACACAAACACGCGUGUUUGCAUCGAAUGAACAAGGCAUUUAUAUCAGAACCUUAUCAUUCAAUAAAUAAAUUACUUCAAAUAAUUAGUAAUUAGCGAUGGUGAUAAGCAUCGAGCAUGAUGUAUUUGGUGUGAUAAAAAGUGCAGAAGAAAGCAGAGAAAUCAUUCGUUUUAAGUUAACUAAUAAUGUAAUAGUUGUUCAUUUAAUAACGUAUGGAGCUUCUAUAAUAUCUCUGAAAAUCCCAGGAAAAGAUGGUGCAUUAGAAGAUAUCGUUUUAGGAUUUGACGAUUUAUCAUCUUACAUUACGCAUACACAUUACUUUGGCAGUACUAUAGGACGAUGCGCUAACCGAAUAGCUGGAGCGCGAUUCCAUUUGAAUAAGAAAGUUUUUAAUUUAGCCCCCAACAACGGAAAAAAUCAUUUACACGGGGGAAUGAAGGGUUUCGAUAAGGUCGUCUGGGAUUGGAAAAUCGACGGUAAUAGAGUUUCUUUUAAUUAUACAAGCCCAUCCAUGGAGGAAAAUUAUCCUGGUGAUUUGAAUUGCAAAGUAACUUAUGAAUUAACAGAAAAAAAUGAAUUGAUCAUUGAUUACGAGGCUACUACCAAUCAGGCAACACCUAUCAACUUGACCAAUCAUUCAUACUUUAACCUCGCUGGCCAUGGAUCCGGUACUGUUGAAGAUCAUGUUAUCAGCAUUAAUGCAGAUUCUUAUACGCCUGUCGAUGACAGCCUUAUUCCAACAGGAGAAAUAGCCGACGUUGAAUCAACCGAAUUUGAUCUGCGCCAACCAAAACUUCUAGGUCCUUUACUUCAAAAGAUCAAUGGCUUUGAUCAUAAUUUUUGCGUCAAUGGAUCCUCAAAUCAAGAAAGGGAAGUAGCACGUGUAUGUCACCCUCCGAGUGGACGAGUAAUGGAAGUAUUCAGUACUCAGCCUGGUGUGCAGUUUUACACCGGUAACUGUUUACCUGAAGAUGACUCAUUGAUUGGCAAACAAGGAAGAAUCUACAAGAAAUAUGGGGCCUUAUGUUUGGAGACACAAAAUUAUCCAAAUGCAAUAAAUCAGCCCAAUUUUCCGAAUUGUGUAUUGGAUACGAAUGAAUUAUACAGACAAACAACAAGGCUUUUAUUUACAACAAGUUGAAUAGAUUUGAAAUAAUUAUGUACCAAGUUUUGUGUAACAAAUAAGAAAAACACAAUGUAUGUUAUAAAAAUUUUAUUCACUGUUUCCUCUCACAGUGGAAGACAAAUUCAUUCGAUUUAUGUAACAAAUUUACAUAGCUAUUUACAAAUAUUGGUCAAAUAAACAUUCUGAAUAUCUGUAAAA
Messenger RNA from Parasteatoda tepidariorum (common house spider), 1366 nucleotides. RefSeq names its product galactose mutarotase. NCBI's taxonomy places the organism in Eukaryota, Metazoa, Arthropoda, Arachnida, Araneae, Theridiidae. The record is from RefSeq and is a predicted model, not a curated record. Gene Ontology annotation, molecular function: carbohydrate binding; aldose 1-epimerase activity. Gene Ontology annotation, biological process: beta-D-galactose catabolic process via UDP-galactose, Leloir pathway; glucose metabolic process.